GGGGCGAUGGAGCCGCCGCGGAGCCUCCCGGGGCUGGAGCGGGAGCGCGGCGCGCUGGACGCGGCCGGAGGGUGCCCCGUCCCCGCUACGCCAAGGGCCGUGCCCGGCAGGAAGGUCUGGGUCAAGCUGCGGGCGCUGCUCCGUUUCCUGGUGAAGCAGCUGGAGGCGGGCGAGGUGAGCGUGGAGGAGCUGAAGCGCAACCUGGAGUACGCGGCCUCGCUGCUCGAGGCCGUGUGCAUCGACGAGACCAGGCAGGUGCUGGACACGGAGGACGAGCUGCGGGACAUGGGCUCGGACGCGGCCGUGCCCUCCGAGGUGCGCGACUGGCUGGCGGCCACCUUCACGCAGCAGGCGCGGGCCAAGGGCCGCCGCGCCGAGGAGAAACCCAAAUUCCGCAGCAUCGUGCACGCCGUGCAGGCCGGCAUCUUCGUGGAGAGGAUGUUCCGCCGGACGUACACGGCCGUGGGGCCGAGCUACUCCUCCUCCGUCCUCAACUGCCUGAAGGGGCUGGACCAGUGGUGCUUUGACGUGUUCUCGCUGCACCGCGCGGCCGAGGAGCACUCGCUGCGCACGGUGGUGUUCGAGCUCUUCACCCGCCACAACCUCAACAGCCGCUUCAAGAUUCCCGGCGCGUUCCUGACGUCGCUGCUGGAGGCGCUGGAGGGCGGCUACGGAAAGUUCCGGAACCCCUACCACAACCAGGUGCACGCGGCCGAUGUCACCCAGACCGUGCACUGCUUCCUGCUGCGCACCGGCAUGCUGCACUGCCUGUCCGAGAUCGAGCUCCUGGCCAUCGUCUUCGCCGCCGCCAUCCACGACUUCGAGCACACGGGGACAACGAACAGCUUCCACAUCCAGACCAAGUCGGACACCGCCAUCCUGUACAACGACCGCUCGGUGCUGGAGAACCACCACAUCAGCGCCGUGUUCCGCCUGAUGCAGGACGAGGAGCUCAACAUCUUCGUCAACCUCACCAAGGACGAGUUCGCGGAGCUGCGGGCGCUGGUCAUCGAGAUGGUCCUGGCCACCGACAUGUCCUGCCACUUCCAGCAGGUCAAGUCCAUGAAGACGGCGCUGCAGCAGCUGGAGAGGCUGGACAAGUCCAAGGUGCUGUCGCUGCUGCUGCACGCGGCCGACAUCAGCCACCCCACCAAGCAGUGGGCGGUGCACAGCCGCUGGACCAAGGCCCUCAUGGAGGAGUUCUUCCGGCAGGGGGACAAGGAGGCCGAGCUGGGGCUGCCCUUCUCGCCCCUCUGCGACCGCACCUCCACGCUGGUGGCCCAGUCGCAAAUCGGGUUCAUCGACUUCAUCGUGGAGCCGACGUUCUCGGUGCUCACCGACGUGGCCGAGAAGUUGGUGACGCCGCUGGCCGAGGACGGCUCCAAGGCCAAGGGCAACCCCGCGGCUGCCCAGCAGCCCAGCUCGCAGUGGCGGCAGCCGUCCCUGGAUGAGCACCUGGAGCUGGGGGACGUCAAAGCCGACCUGGCCGGGUUCCGCUCCACCUGGACCAAGCACAUCCAGGAGAACAAGCAGAAGUGGAAGGAGAGGGCGGCCAGCGGCAUCACCAACCAGGCGUCCAUCGAUGAGCUGUCCCCGUGCGAGGAGCCUGCGGCCACCGGGACCCACAGCGAGAACGGGGACGUGGAAUAGCGGCGGGAGGAGCCAGGUCCUUGUCCGAGUGUCUUGUCUUCGAUGCCAUCGAGUUCAGCACCAUCCGCAGGGCAGCAGCCCCGGGGCCGGGCUGGGAUCGGUGCCAGGACCGGGGUCACCCCCAUGCCAGGACCGGGGUCACCCCCAUGCCAGGACCGGGGUCACUGCCGUGCCAGGACAGGGGUCACCUCUGUGCCAGGACUGGUGUCACCCCCGUGCCAGGAUCGGUGUCACCCCCGUGCCAGGACUGGUGUCAUCACCGUGCCAGGAUCGGUGUCACCCCCGUGCGAGGAUCGGUGUCACCCCCGUGCCAGGAUCGGUGUCACCGCUGUGCCAAGAGCCCCCCAGGCUGUCCCCUCUGUCCCGGUGUCACCGGUCCCUCACUGCCACCCCCGGCCCCCCGCCGGGCUCGGUCCUUUGGGAUUUUUAAAAACGCUUUUCCCGCGCGGGAGGGGCUGGGGACAGCCGGGGGGGACACGGUGGGGACAGACGGGGGGACACCGUGGGGACAGCCAGGGGGGACACGGUGUCACCGCCAGGGCCACCGCGCUCCCCUUGAUGCCCGCGUGGUCUGGCUGGUGACACUGUGAGGGUGGCACUGUGCCCUGUCCCCAUCCCACCCGGGAACAGGGACAGGGACACGAGAGGGGACAGGGACAGGGACAGGGACAGGGACUGGGACAGGGAGGUCCCCACGGGGUCCCGCCAGCACGGCGCGGGUGGCACUGGGGACAAGGAGGGGACAGGGACAGAUCCCGCUCCGGUGUCCCCCGGCUCCCGCCCGUCCCUGGAAUGUUCCCACGGCCUGUGACAUCCCGGGAAUGCCGGGAAUGCUCGGGAAUGUUUGGGAAUGCUCGGGAAUGCUCCCACAUCCCGGUCCAGCCUCCCCCAGCUCCAGUGAGCCUCGGGAAUCGCGGGAUGUUUGGGGAAUCCAUGGAUCCAACCUUGGGAAUGUUCCAGAAUCUGGGAUCGAGGCUUGGGAUCUUCCAGGAUCCCGGAUCCACCAAGCCUUGGGAAUCUCCAGGAUCCCAAACUGAGCCUCAGGAAUGUUCCAGGAUCCCAGAUCUGGCCCUGGGAAUGUUCCAGGAUCCCGGAUCCAGUCCCAGGAAUGUUCCAGGAUCCCGGAUCCAGUCCCAGGAAUGUUCCAGAAUCCCAGAUCCAGAGUUGGGAAUAUUCCAGGAUCCCAGAUCUGGCCCUGGGAAUGUUCCAGGAUCCCGGAUCCAGCCUCGGGAAUGUUCCAGGACCCCGGAUCCAGUCCCAGGAAUGUUCCAGAAUCCCGGACCCGCGCCCCUCGAGCACCCCCUGCCAUCCCGGAUUCCCUCCGGCUCCCCGGGGCUGCCCCGACCCCCGGGAAUGUUCGGGAACGUCCCGGGAAUGCUCAGGAAUGUUCGGGAACGCCCGGACCCCCUCCCCCCCCAGGCCCCUCCCCCUCCCGCUCCGGCCCCGGCCCCGCCCCCCCCCGUGUUUGUAUUUUUGUACCCCGUGUCCCCCCGUGUCCCCCCCGUGUCCCCCUCGGUCACCGCUGGCAGAGCUCCUCCCCCCGCAUGUGUCCCCCCCCGCGCCGCCGCUAACGAGCAAUUAAUUAAUUAAUUAAUGAGUUAAUUAAUAAACGCCGCCGCCACCA
This is a messenger RNA of Passer domesticus (house sparrow), 3274 nucleotides long. It is a transcript of the gene PDE1B, whose product is annotated as phosphodiesterase 1B. NCBI's taxonomy places the organism in Eukaryota, Metazoa, Chordata, Aves, Passeriformes, Passeridae. The record is from RefSeq and is a predicted model, not a curated record. Gene Ontology annotation, cellular component: neuronal cell body. Gene Ontology annotation, biological process: signal transduction. Gene Ontology annotation, molecular function: calmodulin-activated 3',5'-cyclic-GMP phosphodiesterase activity.